AUGACGCCUGCUAUCGUCUCCGACAUUGAGCUCCCAGCCAACGUUCCCGAAUCCAAGGAAACGCCUGCCUCAAAAGCAUCGACCUACAAGCUCUUCUCCCUUGAUAACAAGACAGUCGCAAUUACCGGCGGAGCCCGUGGUUUGGGUAUCACUCUAGCUAUUGCUGUUGUCGAAGCCGGCGGCAGCGUGGCUUGCCUCGAUAUUCUCGAGGAGCCGUCACCAGCUGAGUGGGCACAGCUCAACAAGAUUGCCACGGCUAACAAGGCCUCUGUAUCAUACCGAAAAUGCGAUGUCACAGAUGAGAACUCUGUCGAGACAUCAAUGAAGGAGAUCGCGGCUGAGGCCGACAAGGCUGGAGCUCCGUUCUGGGGAACCAUUGCUUGCGCUGGCAUUCAACAGCAGAUCGCUGCGUUUGACUACCCUGCUGCCGACUUCGAUCGCAUAUUGCGAGUCAACGUGACUGGAGUCUUCAAUACUUGCAAAUAUGCGGCACGCAUACUGCGGGAGAAGAACAGCCCAGGCAGCAUUGUCAUCAUUGGAAGCAUGUCAGGCAACAUUGCCAACCGAGGACUUUCUUGUACAGCAUACAACUCCAGCAAGGCUGCUGUUCAGCAGAUGUGUCGAUCGGUCGCUCAGGAAUGGGGUCAAUACGGCAUCAGAGUCAACACUCUGUCUCCCGGCUACAUCAGGACAGCCAUGACCGAUCAAUUGCUCCAAGAGAACCCUGAGGUUGAGAAGACGUGGAUGGCUGGCGCUCUACUGGGACGGUUGGGUGCUCCAGAGGACUUCAAGGCGCCCGCGGUGUUUUUACUGUCAGAGGGCGCGUCUUUUGUCCACGGUACAGAUCUGAGGGUUGAUGGAGGGCAUUGCGCCUCAGCAUAG
This is a messenger RNA of Fusarium sp. VM40, 882 nucleotides long. Lineage: Eukaryota; Fungi; Ascomycota; Sordariomycetes; Hypocreales; Nectriaceae. The record is from the annotation of a GenBank genome assembly.